AUGUCGUCACCGCCACCCAACGAAGACAACAAUCACAGUGAUCAACCCCUCCCUUCUACAGAGGAGACCCAAAUUCAGAAUAAUGAUCGAGCACCAUCACGUAACUCGCCACUUCCAUCCAUAUCAUUCUCCAUCAGUAUACCCCGCCCUGCACAUUCACCCGCUCCGACACCUGGUGCUGUAGAUGGUCAGGAUCAGAAUCAGAAUGUUAAUCAGAACCAACAGCCUUCAGCGGAAGGAAGUGGUGCUCGGCCGAAUGGCGUUGCUCCUUUAGGACCCUCGGCAGCCUCAUCGUUCUUUUGGACGUUCACCAUACGUCCUGACGAUGGACCUGCUCCUGCUCCUGCUUCUGCUCCUGCUCCUGCUCCUGCUCCUGCUCCUGCUCCUGCUCCUGCUCCUGCUCCCUCAACAAAUCCCAGUGAUGCACCGGGAGGAAACACUUCUACAAAUCCUCCCGAAGGCACCUCUAGUGGAGAGGGAUCCGAUGGUCAGGCCCAAUCACAUCAGCAGCAGCGGACGACCCUUCCUCAAGCGCCACCUUGGAUCUUUCCUCCAUUCCUUAACUUCUUCUUACCCUUACGAACGGAACCCCAACCCAAUCCCGAGAAAGCAGCUGAGCUGUUAAGAUCUCUGCCAACCGUCGGAAGGAGAUUGUUGAUGAGGGUGGACAGGAUCGUAGCAGCUCAGGAGACGGAUGUUCUGCCCGAAGAGAAAGGUUGGAAAUGUGGUGUUUGCUUAGAAGGGUUGAAUACUGAAGAAGAAGAUGGACAGGACAAGGGAAAACAGAAGGGGGAUUCGAAUGAGAUGAAGGUCGACGAAAAUACCGAAGAGCAAAAGGAAAAGGAGAAUGGGACUGGUGUAAAAGCGUUACCGUGUAAUCAUCUGUUUCAUGAAAAAUGUUUACAACCUUGGUUUACGACUAAACACACUUGUCCGUCCUGCCGACUUGAUCUAGAUCCUCUCCAAACCCUCAACUCCCCAUCUACCCAUACGGAUACCACCAGACCGGGUCAAACAGGCUCAGGCCGACGAUCACCUCAUCCGUACGCAAGAGAUCGACCAGCCAAUGCAUCCGCAGAGAACACAGCUACGGCCGAAAGCAACGCCGCGCAGGACCGUAACGCUGGAGGAAAUACACACCCAGAUCCGUUUAUCCCAACUUCAGGGCUGUUCCCCUCGGUCGGAAUAUCCGGUAGUGGUUUACAAGAAGAGGAUGACAGGCCAUCAAUCACAUUUAUCUUUUCUGGAUCGCCACCUCCCGGACUCAAUUUACCUGGUAUGCCUCCUCGUCCUGAUAUCCAGUCCAACGAUUCUGCAACCCCACAAGCGCAAUCCGCGAAUACAGCUACGUCAGAACAGCAACCUGCGGCUGAAAACCGUGAAAGCGGAACCAACAAUCCAGAUUCAGCUCAACCUGCUCCUUCGACUCCUGGUUCUGGAUCUGUCUUCGAUGUUCCUACGUUUUUCUCGUCUCCACUUCCAAUGGGUAGUAGAGCUAGUCCCAGUCCUGCUCCCGACUUACCCCCUUUGGUCAAUCCAGUCCCACACAUCGUAUCGGCAUCUGUGCCCCCUCCGUCCACUUCUCAGUCGAACGCAUCCCCCUUGAUACCUUCACCUGCUGCUUCGACGAACGCCAACACUACUGCCGAAGGGGAUAGACCCAGACCGGAGCGUCGGCCACACAUCACUAUCAUCCGGACGACGUCGCCUUCCCCUGCACCAGGUAGACCAUCAGGAGGUUCGGGUCUAGGAAACCUACCUUUGCCUCCGUUCCUCUUUCCCACAAUGCCACCAGGGUUUUUGGGUCCUCAUCCCAAUCUUCCAGGUCAAGGUCAAGGCAAUGUCCCCGCUGCUCAGAAUGCAGCUGGACCCAUCCCAGCACCAGCACCGUUUGUUCCUCAAUCACUCGAAUCAUGGACUGAAGAAAGAGAGAAAAGUCUAGGAUGGAGGUGUGAUGCAGUGGAAUGUAUCUAUGCUCCGCCCUCGGCCGAGGAUGAUGAGGAUGUGAACAUGACACCUGAAGAAGAGGAUGAAGGCGAAGAAGGGGAUAACGAGAUGCUGUCGAUAUAUUCAACCUUACAACCUCCUCUUACAGAUGAACAGAAACAAGAAGAGCAGAAAGAUGGGAGUGGGAAAUCUGUUUUAUUGGCUUGUCAACACAAAUGGCAUAGGAAAUGCUUAGAACUAUCUGAACGAUCUUGUGGGAGAUUACAUGAUAGAGAUGGUGGGGAUGGUAGAGUCUGGGUUAGGUGUGAGAAAUGUAGGAAAGAUGGAUGGGUUAAAACCAGAACGAAAUCGAGGGACAACAGUACGACCGAAAUGAAAGAGAGUGAGGAAAGACGUAACAAAGAUGAUCAGGAUGACGAUGAGGAUGAUGGGUAUGCUCCUAGUGAGAGGGAAGUGGAGAAUUUGGUUAAUUGUUAA
This is a messenger RNA of Kwoniella mangroviensis CBS 8507, 2424 nucleotides long. RefSeq lists its product as uncharacterized. The transcript is spliced from 2 exons. NCBI's taxonomy places the organism in Eukaryota, Fungi, Basidiomycota, Tremellomycetes, Tremellales, Cryptococcaceae. The record is from RefSeq and is a predicted model, not a curated record. Bases 1 to 2424 code for a protein of 807 amino acids.